This is a messenger RNA of Letharia columbiana, 1809 nucleotides long. RefSeq lists its product as uncharacterized. The coding region runs from base 1 to 1809 and encodes 602 amino acids. Gene Ontology annotation, biological process: protein dephosphorylation. The transcript has 2 exons. Gene Ontology annotation, molecular function: protein serine/threonine phosphatase activity; cation binding. Lineage: Eukaryota; Fungi; Ascomycota; Lecanoromycetes; Lecanorales; Parmeliaceae. The record is from RefSeq and is a predicted model, not a curated record.
AUGUUUGGCAGCUCAAGCAGCCCGACCAAAGAGCACCAUGAGAGCCCGAUCGCGUCACAUCCUGCCGCGAAGCCUACUUCUGGUCCUGGGAGUAUACCUGGCGGUCUCAACUUGAACGCGGUCAAUGAAGAUGAUGUCGAUGAUGACAGCCGAAAUAGCUUGAGCUCGCCAACGGGGAGGAAGUCGCAGGAUGAAACUGGUCACAACGGCGAGAAGAAGCGAAGGAGUAGCGGGAUGGCGAAGGCUGGUGCGUUGUUUUCGAGUGCCAAAAAUUCAUUCCACAUACACAAUUCGCCAAAUUCGACCCCUGAAGAUAGUCAAUUGGUGCCUCAACCGACGGCCAUGCAAAAGCUUGGGAAGACAGAUCCGGCGUUGAGUGUACCUCAAGGUUCACUCAACAACUCCGCUGGAGAGUCACGCCCCGGACCUAGGUCUACAUUCCGCGUUGGAGUUACAGAAGACAAGAACAAGAAAUGCAGACGAACUAUGGAGGACACCCAUGCCUAUCUCUACAAUUUCUUGAGCACGCCCGCUCCAAAUAUUGGAUCAGACUCGGAAUCGAUGUCCAGUAGUAUGAAGAGCCACUUAUCAAAAGAUACUCAAAAGUCUAGCAGUAGCUUGUCUACUAGUCCCCCACCGGGCUCGCAUGUUGUCGAGACUGACAACGGUUACUUUGCCAUCUUUGACGGUCACGCCGGUACCUUCGCGGCAGACUGGUGCGGAAAGAAGCUACAUGUUUUGUUAGAAGAUAUGAUACGGAAGAACCCCAAUACCCCCGUUCCGGAACUGCUGGAUCAGACAUUCACCAAUGUUGAUCAGCAGCUAGACAAGCUGCCUCUUAAGAACAGCGGAUGCACGGCUAUAUGUGCUGUUCUUAGAUGGGAGGACAGAAUACCAAACUCGAACUCGGCUACAGGCUCUACUGCAAUAGCACCCGCAGCUGCUGCUGCUGUGAAAGCUGCCUCAGAAGCGCCGACAUCAGACAGCAAGUCCGAUGUCUCGCAAAAUCCAACUCCACAGAGCAAGGCUAUGUUGCCAGGCUUUGCAUCGACUACACCCAUGCCGAAACUUCAAAACUCUGCGUCUCGUCAGCGUGUGCUAUACACUGCAAAUGUUGGUGACGCACGCAUUGUGCUCUGCCGCAAUGGAAAAGCACUACGGUUAUCGUAUGAUCACAAAGGCAGCGACGAGAACGAAGGCAAGCGGAUUUCGAAUGCCGGAGGCUUGAUCCUCAACAACCGUGUCAAUGGCGUAUUGGCUGUUACUCGAGCGCUAGGUGAUGCCUACAUGAAAGAUCUAGUCACAGGCCACCCAUACACUACGGAAACAGUUAUACAACCAGACAUUGACGAAUUCUUGAUAUUAGCCUGUGACGGGUUGUGGGACGUUUGCACUGACCAAGAAGCCGUCGAUCUAAUCCGCCACACUCAUGACCCCCAGCACGCUUCGAGACUACUCGUCGACCACGCUCUUGCCCGCUUCUCCACCGACAACCUUUCCUGCAUGGUCGUCCGCUUCGACAACAGCAAACUGCAGCAAACCGUUGAACGAAAGACAGAACCCAUCGGUGUCGAAGGCGAUCCGCCAUCUAUUAAAGCAGGCGGCAUCAGCGAGGCAGAUGCUAUUGUGGGAGAGGCAAGGAAGAGUAUGGGCGAUGCCGGGCACGUACUGCAUAGCGACGUCCGCUCUGAAGAUGGUUUGGAAGAGGAAAAGGCAAGGGUUAGUCAAGAAAUCAUUCGCGAGGAAGAGGAGAAGGAAGUAGGGCCUGAGGUCGAUCCCGAGGGUCUGAAGAACGUGCAAGCUCGAUGA